Messenger RNA from Prunus mume (Japanese apricot), 3582 nucleotides. RefSeq names its product Pentatricopeptide repeat (PPR) superfamily protein. Gene Ontology annotation, molecular function: protein binding; mRNA binding. Lineage: Eukaryota; Viridiplantae; Streptophyta; Magnoliopsida; Rosales; Rosaceae. The record is from RefSeq and is a predicted model, not a curated record.
AGUAAAUCAUUCAAAACCUCCGAGUCGGUGACUCAGUCUGUAUGAGCAAAAGAAAACCACGAAGCCAAAGCUUUAAGCUUCAAUGAUGAAUGCCAAGUAAGAUUUCUCUUUCCAAUUGCUCGAUUCUCUUUAAUUUGAACUACAUGAAGGCGUUGUUGCAAUGAGUCUGAAUCUUCCAUGUGUAUGUGGCUUUCGUCCAUUAGACUGGGUUUUCCCAGAAAACGCAUUCAACCCACACAAAACAAUCGCAAUCAUUUGAUGUUCAUCUAUGGUGGUGCUAGUGUUGGUGGUUUCAAGUGGGCGUCUUCCCAAACGGCUCUUUCUCACUGGAACUCCUGGUCAUCCCCUUCUGAUGAAUCUGAUGACAAUUAUGUUACUGUUUGCACCACAAACACCAACUCCAAUAACUCCGAUGCAACCCAUUUCUUCUCUCAAUUAGAUACCUUUGGGGUUGUUAGCAACCUCAACAGUCUAAGAAACGAACCCAAUUUGGCAUUUUCCUUCUUCCACCAGUUGAAGGGAGAUGGCUUCCAACACGAUGUCUUCACCUAUUCCGCGCUUAUUAGAAUUUUAUGCUCGUGGGGUUUGUAUAGGAAGCUGGAUAUUCUCUUCUUGGACCUUAUUAGGAGCUCUAAAGACCUUGGAUUUCAGUUUUCGGAUUUGUUGGAAACCAUUGCGGAGGGAAUUGAGGCUUCCCCGUCGAUGGUUCGAGCUUAUGAUGCAUUGCUCAAGUCUUUUGUCAGUUUGAACAUGUUUGAUGAGGCUAUCGAUGUUUUGUUUCAAACAAAAAGGCGUGGGUUUGUGCCGCAUGUCUUUACUAGUAAUUUUUUAAUGAACCGCUUGAUUGAGCAUGGUAAAGUGGAUAUGGCUGUGGCUAUAUACAAGCAGUUGAAACGGAUUGGUUUGAGCCCUAAUGAUUACACCUACGCAAUUGUCAUCAAGGGACUUUGCAAGAAAGGUAGCUUGGAAGAGGCUGUGGACGUGUUUCAGGAGAUGGAGAAAGCUGGGGUAACCCCUAGCGCCUUUGCCUACACAGCAUAUAUUGAAGGACUUUGCACCAAUCGUAAGUCGGAUUUAGGAUAUCAAGUGCUCCAAGCAUGCAAUGGGGCAAAUGUCCAUAUUGAUGUCUAUGCUUACAACACUGUCAUUCGUGGGUUCUGUGAUGAGAUUAAAUUUGAUGAAGCUGAAAGCAUCUUUCUUGAUAUGGAAAAGAGAGGGGUGGUCCCUGAUUCUUGUACAUAUGGUGCAAUAAUCUGUGGAUACUGCAAGAAUCGUUUUUUGUUAAAAGCUUUGACACUCCAUAAUGACAUGGUGUCGAAGGGUAUAAAAACAAAUUGUGUGAUUGUUAGUUUUAUUCUUCAGUGCAUGUGUAAGAUGGGCUUGCCUUCUGAAGCUGUGGAUUAUUUCUUAGAAUAUAAGAGCUUGGGGAUCUAUCUUGAUGAGGUUUCCUACAAUAUCGCUGUGGAUGCUUUGUGCAAGCUGGGGAAAGUGGACCAAGCCUUAGAAUUGCUUGAAGAGAUGAAGUGUAAGCAUAUGAUCUUAGAUAUUAUGCACUACACCACAUUGAUUAAAGGCUACUGUCUUCAGGGGAAUGUUGUUAAUGCUGUAAAUCUUUUGGAGGAAAUGAAGGAAAAAGGUCUAAAGCCAGACAAUACUACUUACAAUGUACUUGCUGCUGGGUUUUCUAGAAAUGGCUUGGGAGCUGAAGCACUUGACCUUUUGGAUUAUAUGGAGUCACAGGGUUUUAAACCAGACUCUGUUACACACAACAUGAUAAUUGAAAAUUUAUGUAUAGGAGGAAAAGUCAAACAAGCUGAAGCAUUUAUAAAGAGUUUGGAAUAUAAGAGCGUUGAUACCUAUUCUGCCAUGAUCAGUGGGUACUGUGAAGCCAAGGAUACAAGAAAAGCCUAUGAACUUCUUAUUAGGUUGGCAAAGGGAGGAACUUUAGUUAAAAAAGGUGUUUGCUUUAAAGUACUCAGUAACCUUUGUGUUGAAGGUGAUAAUGACAGAGCUAUUUUAUUGCUCGAGUCAAUGUUGGCCUUAAAUGUGGAACCUAGAAAAACUAUGUACAACAAAGUCAUAGCUUCUCUGUGCAAAGCUGGAGAGGUGAAAAAGGCCCAUUGGUUUUUUGAUACUUUAGUUGAGAGAGGAUUCGCUCCUGAUGUCAUUAACUACACAAUGUUGAUAAAUAGCUACUGCAGGGUGAAUUGUUUGCAGGAAGCCCAUGAUCUCUUCUAUGAUAUGAAAAGGAAAGGGAUUCAACCUGAUAUCAUCACUUACACAGUUUUGCUUGAUAGUUAUUCAAAAAGAAACCUAAGAAGGGUUCACUCCCCUCCAGGCGCAAGUGGAGAUAAGAAGGAAAGGAUGAAUGCUUUCACUCUUUGGACUGAGAUGAAGGAAAUGGAAAUAAGACCUGAUGUAAUUUGUUAUACUGUUUUGAUAGACAGACAGUGUAAAACAGACAACCUUCAGGAUGCUAUUGCACUCUUUGAUGAAAUGACUAACAGAGGAUUAGAACCUGAUACAGUGACAUACACAGCUCUUCUGUCUGGCUGUUGUAAUAGGGGAGAUGUGGAUAAGGCUGUAACCCUUGUUAAUGAGAUGUCUUCGAAGGGAAUACAGCCAGAUACCCGUACACUCUUGGUUCUACAACAUGGAAUCCUAAAAGCCAAGAAAGUGCAGUUUCGGAAGUAAGAAUGCUGUUUGAUUAUCAGUGCCUGGAUAGAUGCAUGAGCUGUGAAUCUAUGAAGCCCCUAAUGAUAACAAUUAUUCCACAGCUGGAGACAGGGAUAUGCAUACGCCAGACCCCACACUGUCAACUGCCUUGAGCACUGGGCCACUCGCCCCACCCCGAGCUGGAUAGGUAGAGAGUUUUGUUUGCAGGUCACCUGGAAGUCAAUCAUGCCUAGAUCGAGCAGCUUUUCUUGUUUCAUUUUGAUGGAUAACAUUUGAUUCCACCACUGAACGGGUUAUGCCUUGCUGAAAGUGACUUAGUGGUCAGGGAAACAGGGAUAUAUAACAUCUAUCCCUCCCAGCCCCAUUGGCAGGAGCCUUGUACACUGGGCCACCUUGCCUGCCCCUAGCUGGAGAAGAAGAAAGCUUUGUUGGCAGGUCACCUGGAAGUGAAUCAUGCGUAGGUCAACUUCUGCAUAAGCUUUGUGCAGCAAGUCCUAGGAUACAUGGAAUGCGCAAACCGUGGAGAAAGUUGCUACUUUUGCACUGCUUUUUGUCUUGCAUUAUGCUUUACCCAUUGGGUUGGCAACUUGCCUUGGAUAUGAAUAAAAAUGUCAUGAUAUGAAAGAAGAUGAGGAAUUGUGAUCACAGUCCCAUGGCAGGGCUUUAUUUUGUGACUGGUCACCAGACGAUGGUGAUGCCAAGCUGCCUAAUACUUGAAAUUUUGUAGAAGAGUAUUUAAGGUAUACCACCAUUCAUGGUCUACAAGUAGAAUCAAGAUUGAUGUAUUUUUAAUCUGCAAUUAAACUGAAAUUUGGAGAUAUCUCCUUUUAAAAACAGGUUAUACUAUAAAUAUCACAUACCUUGUUAUUGUGUUUUAUAAGCAUGGUGAUAUUUCCAAAUAAUAAA